AUGCAAGUUAAAGUUUUGGCUGUGGUGGUCGUGGCGCAGUGGAACUCGGGUUCAACUGAGUUCAACGCGACUUUCACUAUUGGAAGUGCUCGGCUUGGGUUGAGGAGCUGUUGGGUUUCAUAUCUUGUAAGUGAUGAGGAACUGAGUUCAACGCCACGUUCAACCUCUAUCUUUGUAAGUGAUGAGGAACAGAGGCAUUUGACACAUCCAAUUCUAGUUUAUCAAAGUAGAUUCAUACUUGGAUGCAUGUAUACAUCAUUCAAAUACUCAAAGGGAAAGACGAAGCAAGUGAAAAAAGAGAUCGACUGGUCUGGGCCUACCUUUUAA
Messenger RNA from Ilex paraguariensis (yerba mate), 327 nucleotides. Lineage: Eukaryota; Viridiplantae; Streptophyta; Magnoliopsida; Aquifoliales; Aquifoliaceae. The record is from the annotation of a GenBank genome assembly.